Messenger RNA from Moneuplotes crassus, 1726 nucleotides. Lineage: Eukaryota; Ciliophora; Spirotrichea; Euplotida; Euplotidae. The record is from the annotation of a GenBank genome assembly.
UUGACUUUGAACGUCGAUACAUAGGCUUGAGUGAGAAAUUUCAUAGCAAGCCACUCAUCGAUAGGGCAUUCUCCUAGUAAAACUUAGCAUGGAUCGGAUUAUAGGCUUAAAUAUUUGAAAUCUGUAUAUUAACUGAACUUUAAUCAAACUAAAUGAUUUAGAAAAAGACCUAAGCUGAUCAAAACUGAGCCGAAAUAUGCCAAAAACAAUAGAUCCAAAAACCCUACAACUCAAAAAGCUCAUCUAAAAGCUCCAAAAAUCUUCAAAAAGGCCAGAGCGGGGUCUAAAAAACGAUCCAAAACCAGCCUAUACUCCAAUAACAUGAAUGAAUCAGUUUCUUCUCAUUCUGGAGAUCCUAGUGCUACUUCAAUCGAGAGACCCGUUGAAAUGAGUGACAAAUCAGAAGAAAGAAAGCUUCUAGAUAGCUCACAAGACAUCCAACCUCUUCUAAAUUAUGCUGGCCAAUCUGAGAAUACCUCUAAUCCUAAUUUUAAGCAAGAAAGCUUAUCUAUAAAAGAGGGGACUUCUUUUGCCGAUCAUAAUAUGAACCAAAAGAAGAAUAAAAUCGAAGAUGCUCCAGAUGACUCUCCUGAGACCCCAAUCGAUGUUGUGAAUGAGAACACAAGUGAAGAUAAUAGGCUUCCACAAAAGAUUGAGCCCUUCUCAGCGAUCCUACAGGAAGAGAUUGGGCUGAAAGACAGCCCACAAAAAGCAAGGAAGAAUAUAGAAAGCAUCAGUGGCGAUUUCUCACGUAUUUUCUCAGAGGAAAUUAAGGAGAAUCCAAUUGAGCUCUCAGGGAAGCCCCAGAAAAUCUUCAGACUUCAAAGAAUCUCUAAGAAGCAAGGAAACCAGACCAUCACUGCUAAAGAUAUGAUCGCGGCUAAGCAGUCAAGCGAGAUCCAUGACCCAGAUUCUUCUUUUAAGACAGAUUCAGAGAUGGAGUCCAGCUGUGACCAGAAGCAGAGUCUUAAUAGUGGAUGUACCAUGGGUGAUAUUGCCAAAGGCAAGAAAAUAGCUGUGCUCUCGACUCUGAGGGCAAAUGCAGUCCCUAGGUUCUCUGGGAUUAGAGUCAGUCAGAAUGAAUUCAGGCCAUGCAAUGAUGGAGAGUCUAUUAAGACGUCCAAGUUUAAAUCCCAUGGCAAAAAUUCAGAAUCGACCAGUAGGAAAGCUUCAAUGAUAAGCUUCUCUCUCGGCAAUGGUUCAAACUACAGGAAUGUAGACAGCCCUUGCUGUGCUCACAGACCUAACUUGGAGAACUGGGAGAGCCCAGGCAGUUUCAUUACCAAAUUUCACGUUAAAAGAUAACCUUAUUCUCUAAACCUUCAAAACAUCACAAGUACCCUCUCUACACCCUUUUCCUCGCUCUUUUGCCCCUAAAAGUCCCUAAAAACUCUAUUUUUCCUUCUGCAGUUUCCUAAUUUAGGUCUAAAAAUUCUUCAUGAGCAGUCAUUUUCUUAAAAAGCUCAAUUUAACUAACAAAAUUUUGAAAUUUCCUUGUUUCAAAUUUUGAGAUUUGCCAGCAAAACUUAGAUAGUUCUGUUUUGAAGGUGCGAAAAUGGGUUUGGUCAAUAUUUUACUGCAUUAAUAGAGUUUAGAUAUCUAAAAUCCAGGCAGAAUGGCUCAAACUUGCCCAAAACUGUGAAUUACAACAACUAUCAAGCCCAAAAACAUGACUCUAUACCAUCUACCAGAUUUAUUUUUUAAAAAGUCUAAAUUUUCAACCCUC